Paramecium sonneborni is the source of this 1583-nucleotide messenger RNA. NCBI's taxonomy places the organism in Eukaryota, Ciliophora, Oligohymenophorea, Peniculida, Parameciidae. The record is from the annotation of a GenBank genome assembly.
AUGAAAUGUGACUUUUGUGAAGAGAGCACUCCGAUAAUAGGUAGAUUUAAUAGAUUAUUAAUAAGACAUUAUGCGUCAUUCAUUGUUCUUGAAAUACUCACAGUCUUAAAAUUACCAUUAUACGAAAGGAAUAAGUGAGAUAUUAUACAAUUAUCGCACACCUAAUAAUAUCUUAUAUAAGGAUGUAUUAUUGUAUGACACACCAGAGGAACUGCUUUGUAAAGCAUAUCAUUAAACAAUUUUAUUUGAAAAAUUACAGAUGUUGGGUGAGUAUUACAAAGUAUCAAUAAAAUCUAGUCAUAGUUUCAUAAUGAUAUUCCGCGGUUAUUUAUGGUGCCAGCAAUAAUUCCACUAAAUUAUUACCAUGAUAAAAAGAGAAGAUUAGAGUAUUUUCGAAUAGCAAAAUUGAUUGCAAAUGAGAAUAAGAACAAUCCUGAUAAACCUCCAAAGGGCAUAGUAGGUGACUCACCUUUACCUUAGUCGAGCCAAUAAAUGACUGCAUAAGAAGCAAGUUCCUCUGAUGAAGUAAAACAGCUCCUCAAUCUAGCCGAUAUCUAAAUGUGAGAAGAUCCUAGAUGGCAUAAGUUUCAUUGAGACCAAGCCGUAAUUUGUGAAUUUCAAAUAGUAACUCUAACAAUACCAAUUAUUGCAAUAAACAAUCCCAAAUUUCAAAUAUGAGAAAUAUAAACCCCAAAUUAAACAUUAAGCUAUUUAACCGCAAAAACCUAACAAUUCAUAGCAACGCAAAUCCAGUAUAACAAAUAUACUCAAUAUGCUUAAGAACAAAGUUCCUAAAACGGUUAUUAAAAAGAAAAAUUAAUCAAUGAAAUCAGAUCAAUUGCAUAUAGUAUUUAUUAUGGUUUGAUAUCAUCAUUUAGACACCAAGAGAUAUUGAAAUUAAAUCUCCUACAAAUCGUACACUAUUACCAAAUUAACAAAGAAUCGCUACUCUUUUAAAAUCACCUAAAUGUGUUACACCUAGAGCACCAUAAUAGAGUCCCCAUCUACCUAAGAAAGUCCAAUAAUUAGAAAUUAAAGUUAUGACUGAUUUAUAAACACUUCUUGCUAAAAAACAUACUAGAGAUUCUAAAUAAUUUAGUACUGUUCAUUUUGAUAACAUGUCUUUAUUUUAAGAUCCUAGAAGUCUUACAUAAAGAUUUGAAUCUACUAAUCAUUCCAAAGGAUAAUUUGCAAAAAAAAAACUUAAUAUUAAAGAACUUAAUUAAUUUAGAAGAGCUAAAAUCUAAGAACCAUUAUCAAAUCGUGAUCCUCCACGUAAACUUAAUUUUAAAUCUAAAUCCAACGAUAAACCACUUAAUAUUAAUAUUAGUAAUACUGAUCAUAAAAUUAAUUUCUAUUAACCAGUUCAAUCAGCUAGAUAAGUUAUUAAUUCAUAAUAAUAAAUAACCACAACUUUUAAGUAAUUUAAUGCCUAAUCUUUAUCUUAAUAAAUUCAUCAUUAAAAAUCAGCAACAGCUAAAACAUUAGGAAAAUCUAUGAAAUCAACUCAAACAUUAGAUUCUCAAAUUUGUAAAGUAGCACUUAACUUAGCUGUCAAGAAUAUUAGAAGUAGAAAAUCAUGA